AUAAAAAAAUAAACUGUCGAUUUUUUAGAAGUAUGUUAUUAACAAUAUUAGACUUAAUAGCCAUAGCACCAUGCUGUUUUAGCAGAAUCCCUCAAAUUCGUCUCUUAAAGAAAACAAGAAAUAUCAGUGGAGUCAGCUUUGAAAGUAUCAUUUUGGACCUGUUUUGUUACAUGAAUGUUGCUGGGUUUAGCUACUACCAAUCCUACCCAAUACUUGGCUACCUCGAGUACCCAGCUUCAAUUCUUCAAAAUGUCGUCUUACUUGCCACCCUGGCGGAUAUUUCCGGAAACCAUUUCCGGCCCACCUGUUUUAUUGCUCUGCUGACUGCCUGGUUCUUCAUCAUUGGGAAUAUUCCAAAGAAUAUUGCUCUUUUCGUCAUUAGCUUGAAUUCAAUUGUUGGUGUCAGUGGCAAAGCUGCUCAAAUUCAGGAAAUUCGCAAAAGUGGAACAAGUAACAAUGUAAGCUCUGCUACUUUUCUCCUAAAUGGAGCUGCCAGUCUAGCCAGAAUGAUCAGUUUAGGAAUGGCUGGUGUAGCAGAGUAUAUCUUGAUAAUUAAUUCUGGAGUAUCAGUCCUGGCAAACCUAGCGGUCUUGAUCACAAUUCACUUAAACCAAACGAAGAAACAAGAAUAAGCAAAAGGUUUUGUGGAGAAUCAAACUCAGCUAUUUUUCCAGCAUCAAGAACCAUCACACGGUUACUAUCCAAGAUUGUGUUCAACCUAAGCACAUUGAAAAAUUAAUGUUAUUACAUUAACGCUGAAUCAAAAAUUUACAAUUUUAUCAAAUCAGAACUAUUAGUUGAACUGCUAAAAUAUUAUGAUAAAACAACAAGUUAAAAUUAUACAAUGAAUUGACCCAGUGACAACCUGUGAAUGAAAAAUUUAAUUUUUAACAUUUUAUAUUUAAUCAAAACUAUUGAUCUAAUUGUUCUUCCAUAUGCUAUUCUUCCAUUGUAACGUUAAUUUUCAAGACUCCUUUAAUUGCUAAAAUAUGACUUUUGAAAACAUUAAUCCAAAUUAAGAACAACCGUAAUUCUGUUUAAUCUCUUUAUAACAUCAGAAGCAAGGCUUCAGAUUAAAAAGACGCCCUUCCAGAUUCAAAAUAGAACCUUUAAAUUUAAAAGGUUACAAUGAAUCUUAACUGAACCAAAAAAGGUAUCUUUAGCAGCAGUUCUCUUCCUUGCAAUAAACCUGGCUUUCACCAUUGCAUUUAAUUGUUAAAAUUUAAUCAAAAGCAUUUAGAUUAACACUUGUAAACAUUGUACAUUAUUGUUUAAUAUAAAAUGUAAACAAAAGAUAAUAAAAUCAACAAUGUGA
Molecule: messenger RNA, 1315 nt
Organism: Eurytemora carolleeae
Lineage: Eukaryota; Metazoa; Arthropoda; Copepoda; Calanoida; Temoridae
Product: mannose-P-dolichol utilization defect 1 protein homolog
Exons: 8
Coding region: 33-632 (199 amino acids)
Source: RefSeq, a predicted model, not a curated record